AUGGUACAGCUCAAGCAAACUGAGAAGAAGCCAAGACUUCAGCACUCCAAUCUCGCCAAUUCAGCCUUAACUCCCAAGGAAAAGCAAUGUGAACAGCAAAAAAGAUGGCUUGCCAAUGAGAAAUGCAAUCCACACAGUGCUCAAGAGAUGAAGGAACAGAACACCGCCAACAAAUGGGCAUGGCAAAAAUGCAAGAGAGAGGAAAUGCAGAGCAAACAGCACACGCCUGACACAAACUCCCAAGGCCACGCCCCUCAAAAGCAGCCUCAGACCUCAUCUCCUGAAGCGCCUUCAGGUCAUGUGGGCCCAUCCAUCUCAGAACCCGACACCAUCCCCAUCGGCCCCAUCCUCCUGGCACAGGAGACCCUCACAACCAUUGUGACGCCCUGCCAAAUGUGUGACAUCGCCGUCAUGACAGACACACCCAGCCCUCCCGUCAAUUGUUCCUCCAUUCCAGAUGACCAAGCAUACCCCUCACCCACCUUGUCUGCACUCACCGACCUACAGUUCCGCGAUCUGGCAAAUCCUAUCAUUGGCUCCCAAGUCCAUGAACAAUCAGAUACCGUUCAAUGGGACGAUGGAUCUACCACUGUGCUUCCCUGCAUCAUGAAGAACGGCAUAAAGAUAUGCAAAGAAGACGCUCUUGCAAUAUCUGCAGCGCUUCGCAUCAACAAAGCCGUUGUCAUUCGGCAAGUGAGCACACCCAAGCCUGCAACGCUUGAUUUAGAAUACCUGGAAGAUCAUGGAAUGUCAGACCUCAUGUGUGUCAUACUACAUGACGCUGAACAAUGCACGAAGGAUUUUACAUAUCCCCACCAGAACGCAACACUUGCAGAAUUCAUAUGCAACAUACACGACCCCAACAAGAUACAAUGUAUACUCGACGUUCCAUAUGGACAGGGCGGUCUCCCGUCAUAUCUGAGUACUCUCGACAGUGGCAUUACCAAUGGAUGGAAUCAAACUGUCAUAUCCCGUAUUCCGGACCUACAUCCAAUGAUGUUCCCAUGCCUUCCGGACACCUUCCGCAUGCACAUCCGGACCUCCAUACCCUUAUCCAUGCCUUCAGUCCUCCAGUCCACUAUCGCUAAGCCUGCUUCAUCCACCCUUAGUCCUAUCGGAUCUGAGCUCAUUCCAUCUUGGACUCUACCUUCCCUAGACUAUCGGUCUAUAUCCAUGAUCCAUAUCCUAGUCUCAUCUUCACCUAGAUCUCCAGAUCCGCUCAUCCGAUAUCCAGACGCCUCAUCCGAUAUCUCUAGACCUCCGGAUCUGACCUAUACUCAUAUCCAAAGCCCAAACCUUAAAUCAGCGUCUAUCUCCUUAUGGUAA
This is a messenger RNA of Suillus subalutaceus, 1326 nucleotides long. RefSeq lists its product as uncharacterized. Lineage: Eukaryota; Fungi; Basidiomycota; Agaricomycetes; Boletales; Suillaceae. The transcript is spliced from 5 exons. The record is from RefSeq and is a predicted model, not a curated record. The coding region runs from base 1 to 1326 and encodes 441 amino acids.